UUGCGUGCUAACUUGUCUUUUGGGCGUGAGGCAGUAAGAGCUUCAGAUUUUGUUUUGGAUAUUAUUGAGAACGGCUACAAGAUUCUUUUUCAGAAGUCGCCGUUACCGUAUUCGAUUGAGAACAGAUCAUCCGCCCUUCUUCAUAGAGGUUUUGUUCGGGAGGCUCUUCCAGAGUUGCUGACGCGUGGCUGUAUUAAACAGCUUUCGGUUUAGCCUCUUUUUUACAAUCCUUUGGAUGUGGCUGUGCCGCCGUCAGGAAAACUUAGACUGAUCUUAGAUUUUUUCUAUUUUAACAGAUUUAUCAUUAAGACGUGAAAUACGAAGACUUAAGAACGUUUUUCAAAUGUUUGUUUUUUUUAUUUGAUCUUUAGUCAGCGUAUCCUUACAUUGAUAUCUGCGAGGAACACAGGAAUUCUUGUCCUUUUUAUAGCUUUCUUCUGAUGUAGUCACAAAAUUUUACGAAUUUUAGGUUUUACCUUUUCGGUUUGUGUUCUGCGCCAUAUGUCUCCACCGAAGUUCUUAUGUCCGUUGGUUAAAUUGUGGAGAGGUUGUGGCCAUAUUAGUUUAGUACACCCCGAUGACACCGCGGGUAUUCGGGGCGUUACGUGUUUAAAUUGCCCCGAAAGCCUUAAUAGUAUUUUGUUCCCCAAGACAUUGCUUCGUCCGGUUUCACACUUAACGAUGAUGUAUCGGUUUAG
Molecule: messenger RNA, 698 nt
Organism: Porites evermanni
Lineage: Eukaryota; Metazoa; Cnidaria; Anthozoa; Scleractinia; Poritidae
Source: the annotation of a GenBank genome assembly